GAACUUUGAACUUUGAACUUUGAACUUUGAACUUGGUCCUACAAGCUCUUCUCACUACGGUACAACUCACUCUCUCUAAUCCUCAUUACUUGACGGCUACUAUCUUUUCACAUUCCAGUCUCGUCGCAGACCUUGGAAGUAUCCAUCAUGGAUUUAGGAGAUGCAGGCGAUUCACCUUGGGGUGAUGUCCCGUCUCAGUCAGCUUCUAGGGCUCCCACUUUUGACCAACAGGAUAGCUCGCCCAAGCCGCAAGAUGCCGAAUCUUCGCAACAGUCGCAAUCCUCUAUCAAAUCGCCCACCGGCCGUGGCCCCAGGGGACCGAUACGCCGCCUUGUGGCUCAGCCAACAAAGCUUGAAGCUGUCGAUGACCCUCUAGGGCCUUUGGGUCCUUUGGGUGCCAAUGCAGGUCCAGGCGCAGAUGCGCAAGCCGACGAACCACCCGUUCCACCUCAGAAGGAGCAGGUGGUGAUUCGAACAACCAUGCCGCAAACAUCACAAAGGAGAGCAGGGCCUGCGGAUCCUCAUCGCAUCGAAGACGAUGAGCUCGACCGACCCUCCGGCCCAAGACCACCUCCGCCCGUCCAAGCCGCACAGUCGAGCCCGGCGAGAGGUACGAGCCAGCCUAGUGUCAGUGUCGAGCAAGCAGCCAAGCCUAUUUUCCAUAUUACUGUUGGCGACCCGCAUAAGGUCGGAGACUUGACAAGCUCCCAUAUCGUCUAUUCCGUCCGAACCAAGACAACGUCGAAAGGUUAUAAGGAACCUGAGUUUGAGGUUAAACGAAGAUAUCGUGACUUUCUGUGGCUUUAUAACACAAUGCAUGGGAAUAAUCCCGGUGUUGUGGUUCCUCCUCCUCCCGAGAAACAGGCUCUCAACCGUUUCGAGAGUAAUUUUGUAGAGUCUCGCCGAGCCGCUCUAGAGAAGAUGUUAAACAAAAUUGCCGGACAUCCAACGCUACAACACGAUCCUGAUUUGAAGCUAUUUCUAGAAAGCGAUUCAUUUAAUGUCGAUGUCAAGCACAAAGAGCGAAGAGAGCCUAUACCGGGAGAGAGUAAAGGCGUAUUAGGAUCUCUUGGUAUUAAUAUGGGAGGUGGUAGCAAAUUUGUUGAGCAAGAUGAUUGGUUUCACGACCGACGAGUCUAUCUCGAUGCUCUAGAGAACCAGCUCAAAGCAUUGAUGAAAUCCAUGGACACAAUGGUUCAUCAACGCAAGGCUAUGGCCGAAGCAGCUGGAGAUUUCUCUGCAUCGUUGCACGCGCUGUCUACAGUGGAGCUUAGCCCCACGCUUUCCGGACCUCUCGAUGCCUUGUCGGACCUUCAACUCACCAUUCGAGACGUGUAUGAUAGGCAAGCUCAGCAGGACGUGUUGACUUUUGGUAUCACUAUCGACGAAUACAUCCGAUUAAUUGGUAGCGUUAAGCAAGCGUUCUCGCAGCGCCAGAAGGCCUUUUACUCAUGGCACAGCGCCGAGUCGGAACUGCAGAAGCGCAAGGCUUCCCAGGACAAGCUGCUUCGGCAGGGGAGGUCCCAGCAGGACCGCCUUAACCAGGUAGGUGCUGAGGUGGCCGACGCUGAGCGCAAGGUACAUCAGGCCAGACUGUUGUUCGACGACAUGGGCAGAUUGAUGCGCUCGGAGCUUGACCGCUUUGAGAGGGAGAAGGUGGAAGACUUCAAGUCUUCAGUCGAGACAUUCCUGGAGAGUGCCGUUGAGGCGCAGAAAGAAUUGAUCGAGAAAUGGGAGACGUUCCUAAUGCAGCUAGAUGCUGAAGAUGAUGAGACAGUAUUCUAUCGCCCACCUGUCUACCAGAGCAAUGAUAAGUCGACUGGUCGUGGGAAUACGGCAGUGGAUCGGGCGAGGGCUACUAUUAACGACGAUUCGGAUUAAAGCAGGGAGUUGUAUAAUCGCCGCUCAAGGUGCUAGAGUUGAUAUCCUUUAUGCGGAACAUGAACAUGAAUUCAGUAUUUUGGGAUUGCAAUAAGGUGUAUACAGAGUUAUACAGAAGCCAAGGACAGGAAUGCCCCUAUCCA
This is a messenger RNA of Hypoxylon fragiforme, 2024 nucleotides long. RefSeq names its product Vps5-domain-containing protein. Gene Ontology annotation, molecular function: phosphatidylinositol binding. Lineage: Eukaryota; Fungi; Ascomycota; Sordariomycetes; Xylariales; Hypoxylaceae. Gene Ontology annotation, biological process: retrograde transport, endosome to Golgi; protein retention in Golgi apparatus. Gene Ontology annotation, cellular component: endosome. The transcript is spliced from 7 exons. The coding region runs from base 148 to 1881 and encodes 577 amino acids. The record is from RefSeq and is a predicted model, not a curated record.